Messenger RNA from Cucumis melo (muskmelon), 878 nucleotides. Its product is annotated as 50S ribosomal protein L21, chloroplastic. The coding region runs from base 80 to 706 and encodes 208 amino acids. Lineage: Eukaryota; Viridiplantae; Streptophyta; Magnoliopsida; Cucurbitales; Cucurbitaceae. Gene Ontology annotation, molecular function: structural constituent of ribosome; RNA binding. The record is from RefSeq and is a predicted model, not a curated record. The transcript has 5 exons. Gene Ontology annotation, biological process: translation. Gene Ontology annotation, cellular component: ribosome.
UCAAAAACAGCAAAGCCAUGGCUAAAACAAACAACGCGCACACACACACACAACACAAGACCUUCAGCAGGUCUCUCUAAUGGCGUCUCUUACUCUUUCCCUCUGCGCCAAUUUCUCCCUUCAAUGCCGACUCUCCACCAACCAUAGUCUACCUUUAUCCACCCCAUUUCCCUCUUCUAGUUCCAACCAUCAUUUCCCCCUUUCCACUUCAUCAUCUUCCCUCAAGCUCUCUUCUUCCCGCUCUGCAUUCUCCUUCCUCCUCAACUCCUCCGACUCUGAAACCGCCGUAAUCGACUCUGACCCUGACGCUUCUCAAGCCCUUGAAAUCCCCUCCCAACAGACCCCCAACCGCGAGGAAAUCUUUGCGGUUGUUAUGAUUGGAUCCCGCCAAUAUAUAGUCUUUCCAGGGCGUUAUAUUCAUACCCAGAGGCUGAAAGGGGCUAACGUCAAUGAUAAGAUAACUCUGAACAAGGUUUUGCUCGUGGGAACAAAAACUCAGACAUACAUUGGAAAACCAGUAGUUACAAAUGCCGCCGUUCAUGCUGUUGUUGAGGAGCAGGGAUUAGAUGACAAGGUAAUUGUCUUCAAGUACAAGAAAAAGAAAAACUACCGACGAAACAUUGGGCACCGUCAGCCCAAUACGCGAAUUAGGAUAACUGAAAUCUCUGGAUAUCAAGACUACCCAGCAACCACGCUCGAGUCGUAGGAACAAAUUCCGAUGCUUUGAAGUUCCCUAUUUCUUGCUCAAGAUUCCCCUUUUUUGUAUGUAAGUUCUUGUGAUUUAAAAUGUUUCAGUUGAGUUGUUUCUAUCUGAUAAUGAAUCUCAGAAGAUCCUCCGGUGACCAUUAUGUCAAAAUUUGAAGGAAAUAUAUUGCUAA